AUGUCAUUUACUCUGCGCCACGUCGUUCGUGCUCAGAGAGCGCUGCUGGCUGCUCGAACGAUGCCACGUCUUUGUACUCCAGUGAGCACCACUGUCGCUCGUGCGCUCCCUAGCACUCUUGACGAUGGAGCGAGUAAAACCCAUGACCAUUCUCUGCAUUUCAAAAUUGAGCGCUAUUUUGCUGCUGCUAUGGUUCCUUUGUUCCCCGCUGCCUAUUUCAUCCAUGGUCCAGUGAUGGAUGCAUUGCUCACGGUUGCACUCACUCUCCACAUCCAUUGGGGAGUACAAGGUGUUGUCCAAGAUUACGCUCGUCCUUUCGUCAUUGGUGAUACUCUUGCAAAGACUGCUCGAGCUUGUGUCUACCUGAUUACUGCUGCUAUUCUGGCAGGCCUCCUCCAUUUCAACACUAACGAUGUUGGACUCACCGAGGCUUUCCGAUUGGUGUUCGCACUCUAA
Haemonchus placei is the source of this 456-nucleotide messenger RNA. The record is from the annotation of a GenBank genome assembly. NCBI's taxonomy places the organism in Eukaryota, Metazoa, Nematoda, Chromadorea, Rhabditida, Trichostrongylidae.